Rhipicephalus sanguineus (brown dog tick) is the source of this 7088-nucleotide messenger RNA. RefSeq lists its product as uncharacterized. Gene Ontology annotation, molecular function: protein binding. The transcript has 6 exons. Bases 187 to 1485 code for a protein of 432 amino acids. NCBI's taxonomy places the organism in Eukaryota, Metazoa, Arthropoda, Arachnida, Ixodida, Ixodidae. The record is from RefSeq and is a predicted model, not a curated record.
GCCUGCGGGGCCACGAACUUCGGUGGCGCCGCCACUUGGCGGCGCCGGCUAGCCCUAGAUGGUGCGAGAGAUGCCGUCGGGCAUGGAGGCGAGCCGUGGAGGCGUUGGCUGUGCGUGAGCAAGCGGAAGUCAAUAUGACGCCGACGUGAUAGCCGCUCGAAAUUAGCUGCAGCCGGCGCUCGAAGAAUGGCGAGCGUCCAGCGAGAUCACUGGUCUUUUGUCGUGCUUCAGUUUCUGCUGCUAUCGCUGCUCAUUUGCAGGCACGGUGUCUUCGCGGACCGGAACAAGUACUUUCACAUCUCAUCAUUGUGCAUGGGAGAACGACACUACCCUCAGUACAAGAAGAUUGAUGGUGCCGUGCUGACAUCUGAAAGCGAGAACAACCUGGAGUGCGCCGUCACCUUCCAGACUGAUUCCAUCUUGCAACGAUUCAUGCUUCGCUUUGAAAGGCUGGCCUUGGACUGCCACGAUCAUCUAGUCAUUUUUGAUGGUGCCCAUGCUAUAGGAAACCACAAGGUGGAUCUUUCAUGUCGGAGCACACGAUCGGAUGUGGGAACCAUCUUCACCCAGGGGAACUACGUGACCCUCAAAUAUACCACAGACAGCUGGAGCCCGCAAGGAAAUGGCUUCAAGCUAAUAAUCACUGCCUACAAGGACAGCUCACUUCCUGAUCUCAAGCAUGACCUGAAGUGCCGGGAUUUUGAGUGCCGCAACACUUUCUGCAUCUCAAGCAACUUGACAUGUGAUGGUGUUAACCACUGUGGUGACAACAGUGACGAGACAAGUCAUGCUUUAUGCAUAGACGAUAUGGCCAGCAGCCAGAUUCUUGGCCUUGGUGUGAGUGUUUUUGUGACACUGGCCCUGGUGGUGAUAGUGGUGUGCCUGGUGCUGUGUGUGGGCGCCCUGUGCCUGUGCCAGCGGCUGCAGCAGCAGCAGCAGCAGCGCCAAGCAGCCGCCGGAGCAAUGACUUUGCCGGGGGGCCAUCCAACUGCCCUGCAGGCCAACCACAGCGCCUUCCCCAGAGAGCCUCUACUACCCAGCCACAAAGUGACCAGGCCCGCAACGGCUCCAACUGGCUCGUCUGAGCAGAGCCUCCAGCACGACCUGUCCGCGUGUCGAGAGCAGUUCUCCUCGCCGAGGCCACUGGAUGCUGUUCCUCCUGUUUCUCCGGCCGGUGUCUCCCCAACUGGCAUGUUUCGCCCGGGGUCCCUGUCGUCACAGCCCGACCUGUUGGCUGUCACACAUGGGGGGGAGGCCCCACCACACACCUGGGCAAACACGCUGCCCAGGGGUCGGCCCGAUGUACUGGGCCCCAGCUUCGCCAUCGAGCACGUUGAGACAGCUCCUCUGCCAUGGGACAUGCAUAAUGGCACGCUUUCUACGGUACGAGGAAAAAGCACCGAGCGUCCUCCAGACUCUGUGCAAGUACAGCAUCACAGUGUUGUCUCCUCUCAGCCCACUGGCUGGGAACAAACUUGGCUCUGAGCCAAGGCGUUAGUCAUAACUAAGAACGGUGAAUGAAGCUUUCAUCACCCCAACAAUAAGAAAAUUUGUUCCUGAGCAGAUGGCCAAUGAGGAUAACGUUAAAUUUGCACAGAUUGAGGCAGCCAUAGUUUAUAUUCAGUUUACAUGUGUAGAUGCUGUGUUGCACUUAUUGUGCAGGAUGUGGUAAUUUGCAUUAUCAGUAGUUGAAGUGCAUGCCCUGAAUGCUGUCUUCUGAGAAGCAAGUUUUAAAACUUUGCAAACUGAAAAGGAAAUGAGGUAAUUUAGCUGUCACUGUUUAUCCUUAUUUAAUUAUGCCGUGUAGAAAUUCUUGCAGAAAUGGCCUUGAUUAAAUAUUUUUAGUUCACAGUAAAUAAGAGUAUAUAUUUAAUUUGCAUUACCAAUUACUAUUUAUUAUUUGUAUAUGAUAUUUUUAUGCAGAUAUAUUUUAUUUCAGAAAUACAUUUCAUAUAAUGUACAAAUGUUUAAAUGAAGCUCGAAUAUUGUCAUAGCUUCUGUGUCCUUUUUUUAAAAGCUGUGUUAUGUUCAGUUACAAUAGCUGUUAGUUAAACAGUAUGUCACUAUGUGUAAAUGUGUACUGCUUGAUAUGAACCAAAGUGAUGAAUUUUACUACAGCGUAUUGUGAUGUAAACACAACCAGAUUCUUGUUUACUAAACAUUCUGGUAGAAUACAAAUGUUCUCUAGUGAUGCAAAUGUACCAGCAUGGUAGUAGUUCAUUGCACUUGUUAGGAAGUUUGACAUUGAAAUUAAUAGGAACAUGCCACCUCUGGUGCUGUUGAUGGUCAGCUGCCAGCAGCUUACUUAACCCUACUAAUGUCAAAAUUUCUAGUAUAGGCAAGCAAUUCAUUACAAAAUACAUUACCCCUCGACCCCUGUUUUACUGCAGCCAUUGAGCUGGGCAGCAGUAAAUGCAAGGAUGGAUAGCCAGCAGCUUACUUAGUAGUUGCAGCUAAAUGUUAAGUUACAUAAUUUUUACAACACUUGCAAAUGCUGUACAGUCAGACUCCCAUGAAAUCUCUGCAAGAUAUCUAGUCACAAAAGUUUAAACCAGGUGCUAACUCAUGAGAUAUGGCCUACAAGUGGUAGCCAGCAUUAUUAACAAGGUAAGCAUUACUGUCCAUCAAGUACUGGCUGUCUAGCCAGUAUGUGAGACUGUUAAACAAGCCUUCACUGUUUAGCAAUCCACUAUAAAAAAUGUAGAUAUAAAGAGUUGAAUUGUUUUUGAGUGGGACAUAGCUGGACUAAUUACAUUUAUCCAAAAUCAUGUGUCCACUUGGUUCCUAUAGGACAUCACUGUGGGAUAGUUAAGACAAUUCCAAUAUAUUGGUUAGAACGACAGAUAGUUUGGAAGUAGUCAUUACAAAAGGGGGUGGGCAUGCAAACACAGACACAGGAGAAGAGAAUGAGACAACACGUGUCUUGUUCUCUUCUACUGUGUCUGUGUUUGCACGCCCACCCUCUUUCAUGAAUAUUGGGUCACCCAUUAGAGUGUAAUUUGAGCCAAAGGGCCAAGUUGCAAGUUCAUCGAUUGGUUCAACAUCUCAGUUCACCAAUUGCAUGGUCAUUCAAGUUUUCAGAGGUACUGAUUAGAAUCUAUAAAUACCAACUAGUCCUAAUUAGAGCCUAAAUACUUGUUGGUUUUAAUGAGGCUCAUUACAGUGGUCUCAAUUGAAAAACAUAUGGAUGAGCAGACCUAUGAAACAGCAAGACAGUUAAUAAACAUAAUAGCAUAACUAAAAUGCAAGUCCUAAAACAACAGAACUUUGUUGUUUGGCCUGAGCAAUGGCGAGCAGCACUUACCUUUUUUUUUAAACAUAUAAAUCUUUUGUUAAACUCUACAGAUUUGUUUUGAAGCACUGGUUCUACUGAUUGACCCAUCCACUUCAUGUUACACGAGUGAUAUUAAAUAAGAGAAUGUGUGAGCCCCCCUUUGAAGUGAAUUGCUUUUGUGGAAAUGAAUUACUCUAGUGCAUAAGUAAUCUUGCUGAAUUGAAUUCAAAUCAGGUUACCUGGUUAUUUCAACGUAACGUGCUUCAUUCGCAGAUGUCCUGCCGCUUUUAGUCAGCCGGUCGAGUGCUAGGUACUAAUUACCUUCAAAUGGCUGACCCUAGCCGUCUGACCACUGAAACACCCGUUACUUCAGUCAAGAUUACUCCAGAUUCCAUAACUUGCAGACCACAGGGGUAUAUUGAGUGAGCUCUUGAGUAGCUUCAGUUGGAUGACAUCAAGGGUCCAGCUAGAUGACCACUCAAGCACCUUAAGUGCCAGUUGCCUUCAAUUGGAUUGCAAUAGAAAUCUGAUGGGGUAGCCAGUUGUACUUAAAUACGUAUAUCCCAUAAGGUCAAACUGUCUGGCCAAUCUCUCACCGGCUCUAUCAAACUGGCCACCAUCUUAAUAUGGCCAGGUGGCUUGUAGACACCUGAUAGUGUAUCACUUAAUAAAUGUAAUGGUCUAUUUGAGUAGGUGACAAAGGUCAAGCUGAUUAAAAACCAGAUGAUAGCAUUUACAGAUUUUGCAUCUGAGCCCCUGCCUUUUUUAAUUGGCAUUCUUCUGGUCAAUACUCUCAUGUAUAAGUACAGUUCACAAUGUCCCGUUACCUCAGCUAUUGUCUUAAUUCUUCAUUCUCUGGUAUAUUUUCUGGCAAACAAACCCUGGCCAAUUGCAAGUUUUACUUAUGGAGUCAUUUAGUGAAUAACUACUGAUUACAUUCUAGUGUAUGUUUAUAUUCAAGUUUGGUUUAAUACUUACUAUUUCUAUUAAAUUUAGAUUUGUAAUAACAUUAUAUAAUCAAGUUUAACCAUUGCAGUGAUACCAUGAACUUAUUUGUUUUACUCAGUUGUGGGAGGAACACUCUUCUAGUUAAUUUUUACAUGCAAUGGAAAUGCACACAGGAUCAGCGUCCUUUUCCAAGCAUGGGCUUCACUAACGUUGCUUAAAAGUAAAAGCACUGCUUUUCGCUCUUCAGCUUUAAGUAAGGCUAUGGUUAAAAACUAAAGCUCACAUGUACAUUUUUUUUAAAUCUUUUAUUUGGGCAAUGAGAACACGAAUAACUUGUAUUCCCUGGCAGACAUCUCAAGUUAUGUUCCUGGCAGCUGGCUAUCUAAGGCCACUGAAGAACAAUGAGUACAAUUUAAGGUCUGAGCUUCAGUAACUCUGCAUCACAUGUACUGGUGGAGAAAAAGCAUUGGCUGUGUGUAUAUAACCUGUAUGUGUGCAUGCUUGUGUAAAACUGAUCCUAAUGUAGGGCUGUACUGAUAUAUCCAUAUUUUAUGAAUUCAUAUAAUUUUUCUGUCACAUAUGUGAGAAAAAUCUUUUGUUUGUAAAAAAAAAGGAAAGCUGAACAUUUCAAUUAGACCAACACAUUUGAUGCUGCAUGCCAGUAUAGUGUAGGCACACGUAUAGUAAGAAACAAAAUGUGAACUGCUCGUCAUUUGCGUGCAUGUGCGUGACAGUUAUUCACAAAUGAAAUUGUACUAUGGGAGCGCACACACCUUACCUCUUAUAAUGGUGCCAGAAGAUCACAGUGCAAGCCCAUGGGUGUGUGCAUCAAUCUAUGUGACUCCAUCUGUUUUGAUGCAUAAUUCUCACCUUGGAGGCUUCGUGUUAAAUGGAGUCGUCUGUAUGGGAAUCAAGUCCUUAAGGUUAGAUUAACUUGCAUGCAUUUUUGAGAAUUUUCAUAUCCGAGUAUCUUAUGGAAUUUGGCCUGCAUAAUGGGGUGUGUUUUUACCACUGUUUUUGGACUUUCUGACAGUGUUUUUUUACAACUUGUCUAGCCUUAGAACACUUUUUAUAUGUGAUGUGAACUCUUGAUAAGAAGAGCAGCCUGUUUUUCUGGUUUUUUUUUUGGCAGUGAAAUGCCUUUAGGCUGUCAUGUAUGAUGAAGGCAAGAGUGAGGGAAAGGUCGUGGACAAUGCUUUUUUUAUGAUGCUGAAGCACUCUUACACAUGUGCUUUGCGGUAAGAGAUGUGCCAGUAUUUUUUAUUUUUGCCACUUCGUAUGGGUGGGUUUUUUUACAAGAGCUGCAUGGCAAAAGGUGAUCACGUUUUUUACAUUUUUUAAUGCCUAGAUCUCAUAAUUUUCCAAAUAUUUUCUGAAUAUUUUGAUUUCCUAUACAGUUUUUUGCAUUUCUUAUUAUUUUUAUCACUCACAAAAAGCCCUGUUCUCUUUAAAUCAUUCGUGGCACUCGAGUUCUGCUUUCACAUUUUGCCCAGCUAAUUUUCUAUUGACAUAUCACAGCCCAUUUGCGAUACAGUGAUGUUUGGCAAUAUGUAAUGUCAUUAUUACAUAGAUCAGCAAUAUAAUACUUUAUGUAGGCAGUUGGAUGUGCAAUGCUGUGAUGAACUUUUUUUUUUUUGCAUGGUCUGAUAUAUAUGAUGCACAUAAUGAGUGUACAAGGCUGUGCAGUUAAAAUACUCAUGUAGCCUUAUUACUGAUAAGAAAAUUGAGCCAUUGUCAUUAGGUCAGGGUAUCUUAUACAUAUGUCGCUAAGAGGAAAGAAAUAUAUUACCCACUAUUAGCACAAAAAAUGAAAAGGAGUGUAUGAAGGAUUGUGGUGUGUCAGUGCCACAUGAGAGAAACCGCUUGAGCAAGAAAAGCACUCAUAAGCUAAAUUAAUAUAAUUGUUGAGACUUUGUUAAAAGACCUAGAUGAAAAAAAGCUAGUUCAGGCUACAACAGCAAAGUAAAACAAACUAUCUACUAAGAGCAGGUUCAAAAGGGCAGUAAGUUGGAUAGGCAACUCAUAAAUAUCAACAUAGUGCACAAUUAAUGAAUAAAAUGGUGAUAGCAUCACUUUAAAGUUAGUAAAUUUAUGUAAUUAGUUAGUGAAUUGGUGCAAUAGUUUUCAGAAUGAUGUCACGAAAAUUGAUUAACAGUCUAAUGAAAUGAAAAGAAUAGUCCAAAGGGAAAAAAUAAUCUUUGUAAGCAUAAAACCUGCAAUAUUUUAUCUCUUAAGUUUUAAACGUGAGUGUCAGAAGUGUGGGUCAAUGUAUAAUUUCCUGGAGGCAUGAGCUUUGGUGUUGCACUGUUCCUUAGCAUUUAUAAUGCUGUUAUUUGCGGUGAAAAAUCAAACAGAACUUGCUAUUUUACCAAGUUUCUUGAUUGAUGGCAACAACCAACCAACAUGGAAGGAAAAUUAUACUGCUUCCACACUCUCUGGAAUGUUCGUAGCUCACUUUUAGGCAAUCAGGCUCAACUUUAUUAGGGAUGUACUUAUACUGAAGUCUGCUGGCUUCUCUCCAUCUUGGGGACGUUAGUUUUGUAUUCUGCUAGCAACACCGGGCCUACUAUUGACAGACUUUAGUUAUGCAAUCACCUUUUUUUGCACAAGCAUAAUGCGACUGACAUUUGACUAUUGAGUUUCCGCGGACCAAGCUAGUUUACAUGAUGUGCAAAAGCAUUGCAGGCAUGAUGGCCAGCAUGCAUACUGAAAUCGACCUCCUGGGAAGCUUUGAGCAUAUCAUGUUUUUUAUGAAAGUUGUUUUGUGUGCCUGUGUGGGCCUUGUGUGCACACUGUAGAACUGUCGUGUUAUGUCGGUUGCAAGAAUCAGGGCUCCAAAAGAAUAAAAUGAUCAAUUGGAAGUUGA